AUGGGCAAUUGCUUUUCCGGCGGUGGCCAUAGUCAAUUUGCAGUUGGAGGCACUUCUUCUGCUCUCGAUACGCAUGGUUCUAACGACGCCGUCGACGGGUUUCUCAAAUCUAGCGGCUACCGUGGCCUCUUCUCUCAGAUCGAGCUAUCCUUAUCUGCUUCAGACUUGCGUGACAGGGAUGUGCUUUCCAAGAGUGAUCCUAUGGCAAUUGUAUAUACCAAAGGAAGAGAUGGUUCUUUGCAGGAGCUUGGACGAACAGAAGUUGUUCUAAAUUCAUUAAAUCCCAAAUGGAUCACAAAAAUUAAAAUUACUUAUUAUUUUGAGAUGGUUCAAACACUUUUGUUCCGUGUCUAUGAUGUUGACACUCAGUUUCAUAGCCCAGACAUAAAGACACUUAAGUUAGAUGAUCAGCAAUAUUUGGGUGAGGCCACUUGUGCAUUGUCUCAGAUAGUGGCUAAUUCAAAGCGCGUGUGCACCUUAGAGCUUGUGAACAUUGCCGAGUCUGCUGAGUCGACUCAUAAAAAACUUGGACAGCUCACCAUUCACGCAGAAGAAGAAGUUGUCUCCAAAACUACAGCAGAGUUGAUAUUAAAGUGCACAGAUUUAGAAAACAAGGAUUUUUUCUCCAAAAGUGACCCUUUUCUAGUAAUUUCAAAAUACACAGAGAGUGGGACUACAGUUCCAAUUUGCAGAACAGAGGUUCUCAAAAACAACCUAAAACCUACCUGGAAACCGAUUUUUUUGAACAUUUCACAAGUUGGCAGUAAGGACAGUCCACUGGUUAUUGAGUGCUUUAAUUUUAAUGGUAAUGGAAAGCAUGAUUUGCUUGGGCGAGUUCAAAAGUCACUUGCGGAUUUAGAGAAGUUAUCUUCUAAUGGGAUUGGAGAGAAGUUGUUUAUACCCGUUACUGUUGGAAAAGAUUCUCAAACAAAGGUACUAAAGAGUCAACUUUUUGUGGAGAAAUUCUGUGAAAGUGUUCAUCAUUCCUUCCUGGAUUACUUGUCUGGUGGAUGUGAAUUAAACUUCAUGGUGGCCAUUGAUUUCACAGCUUCAAAUGGAAACCCUCGCCUCCCCGAUUCCUUACAUUACAUUGACCAUUCUGGACGUCCAAACGCAUAUCAGAAAGCAAUACAAGAGGUUGGAGAUGUACUGCAGUAUUAUGAUUAUGACAAGCUGUUUCCUUCAUGGGGAUUUGGAGCACGCCCAAUUGAUGGUCCUGUCAAUCAUUGUUUUAACCUAAACGGAAGCAGUGCCAACCCAACUGUGUCAGGGAUCCCGGGAAUUAUGAUGGCAUAUGAAAGUGCACUGUCUAACGUUUCACUUGCAGGGCCAACCCUAUUUGGACCUGUAAUUAUUGCUGCAGCAAAUAUUGCGAGUCAAUCAAUGGCAGCUAAUGAACACAAGUAUUUCGUUUUAUUAAUAAUCACGGAUGGAGUGAUAACCGAUAUACAGGAAACAAAAUAUGCCCUUGUCAAGGCAUCCAAUCUGCCAUUGUCGAUCCUUAUUGUUGGUGUUGGUGGAGCUGACUUUAAGGAGAUGGAGAUAUUGGAUGCGGAUAAAGGCGAGAAACUUGAAAGCUCAACAGGUCAAUUUGCAUCACGUGAUAUUGUCCAGUUUGUUCCAUUUAGGGAUGUACAAGGUGGAGGGAUUUCGGUUGUUCAAUCGCUCUUGGCAGAACUACCUUCACAAUUCUUAACUUACAUGAGAAACAAUGGCAUUCAACCAACACCACCACCUACAACACCAACACUGUUAUCAAUUUCAAGAGGUAGACGAAGCCACAAUUAUAUGCAUUUGUACUUGUCCCUAAUUUCAAUUUUAUACGUCAUAUCUUUGAUUAUGUAAUCUAAAAAAACAUAUAAAUAUAAUAAGCAUUAACCUAUAUGUUUCAAUUAUUGUGUGCUAUUUUUUUUCCUGUUUAAACAUUGAAUGCGAUUAAGCUCUCAAUAUAUACAACAAACAAAAUUAUAUGUAACCUAGAUACAGAUAGCGAUAGAGUAUCCAGUUUCCAUCAAGUGGCCCA
Lactuca saligna is the source of this 2023-nucleotide messenger RNA. The record is from the annotation of a GenBank genome assembly. Lineage: Eukaryota; Viridiplantae; Streptophyta; Magnoliopsida; Asterales; Asteraceae.